ACAAAUAAUAAUAAUAAUAAUAAGCCUUUUAUUUCCAUAAUGAAUAACUAAUCUAAGUACAUAUUCAACAUGCAUUAAUUAUUAAGAUUUCAACAUUGAUUAUUUAAAUAAAAUAUAGUCUAAUUAUGAUUAAUUAAUUAAAAAAAAAAUCAGUUCCAUGCAGAAAUCAAGUUUCAUUAACUACAUAUAUGUAUUAUAUAAAUUAUUUUUUUUCUAUCACUAUAAUAAUUAUGUCGAAGCAGAUAUGAUCAAAAAUUCGAAAUUACUAAAUUGAAUUAUUAAAAUUAUUUACUGUUUUUUUUUUCAAUAUGGACCCCUCAACGGGUAAAGGCCUCCUCCAUUUUGCUCCACGCCUGUCUAUCCUGUGCUUGUGUGAUCCAGUCUUCGCCGGCUUUUCUUAUAAUAUCGUCGAUCCAUUUUUCCCUCGGUUUACCUCUUUUCUUUUUAUUUGCUGGUCCUUGCCAAGUAGUUAUUCGCUUUGUCCAUUUUUGUUUGUCCAUGCGUGCUAUAUGACCGGCCCAUUUCCAUUUUAGUUUUUGAGAGUGUUCCAAAGUAUCUAUUAUUUUAGUGGUUUUUCUUAUUUCAGUGUUUCUUUUUCUGUGUUUUAAUCUUAUAUUUAGUACACUCCGUUCCAUUGCUCUCUGACUUACUUGUAUUUUAUUUUUAAUUUUUUUAUUAUAGAUCCACCUUUGGCAGCCGUACGUCAGACAAGGUAGUAAACAAGAAUCGAUAACUUUUUUCUUGAGCUUCAUAGGGAGCUUUGAUUUUAGGGUUUCUUUAUUGCUCCAAAAUUUAUUCCAUGUUAUGUUAACCCUUCUUUUGACCUCCUCUUCGAUUCUUGUCGCAGAGAAUGACACCUGUUGGCCUAAGUAAACAUAGCUUUGAACGUAUUCUAGUGUGUUGUUGUUAACACUUAUUGGUAUUUUAUGGUGGUUCGUUAGUACUUUGGUCUUGGUAAUAUUUAAUUAUAAGCCGAUCUUACUGCUUGCCUCAUUAAGGUCAUUAAUCAUUCUUUGUAAUUGCGAUGCUGUUUCAGAAAAUAGUAUUAUGUCAUCAGCAAAGCGGAGAUUACUGAGAAAUGUCCCAUUUAUAUUUAAUCCUUUUCUGUCUGACUGUCACAUAUAUAAAAUGGGAAUGGGAUAUCCCAUAGCCCAGAAUUUAGCCGAUUAGUCUAGCUCAUUUUAGAUCUCAUGAACUCUCAAUAGUCCUUACACCCUGGCUGGUGUUGCCUCUGCGUGCAUUUUAAGAUGACAUGGGCAAGGGCAACACCCGCUCGGUGUAACCCUUACAUUUCAUAAGUGUCAAAAGGGACUCUACGUGUUGGCUUCAGCUCCACGCACGCCUCCCAAUUGUCUGGAUCCCUAUUAUCCCGCGAUGGGAAAGACAUAAAAUAAGCAAAAAACGGAACCCUUAUGGAUUCGUCAUGUCUGUCUGUCUGUCCGUCCGUGUCACAGCGACUUUCUUCCGAAACUAUAAAAAGUAUACUGUUGAAACUUGGUAAUUAGAUGUAUUUUGUGAACCGCAUUAAGAUUUUCACACAAAAAUAAAAAAAAAAUUUUUUUGGGGGUUCCCCAUAUUUAGAACUGAAACUCAAUUUUUUUUCAUCAAACCCAUACGUGUGGGGUAUUUAUGGAUAGGUCUUCAAAAAUGAUAUUGAGGUUUCUAAUAUAAUUUUUUUCUAAACUGAACAGUUUGCGCGAGAGACACUUCCAAAGUGGUAAAAUGUGUGUGUUAAGUUUUUUUUUUUUUACUUUAUUAGGUACACUAAACGGAUAUCAUGGGAAACGCUGUGGGAAACAUGCAUGCACAUCAGGCGCGGAUACAAGAUUUGGCUUAGGGGGGGGCCAUUUUGAGAAAAUCAUAUAUUUUUGGUAAAAAAUAAAAUUUACUCAAUUUAGUAAUGUGAGAGCCAGGGUUUUAGGGGGGGGGGCAUUGCCCCUAUGGCCCCCUCCUUGUAUCCGCGCCUGAUGCACAUUAUGGCUUAAUGAAAACUUUUUACAAAACAAGAAAACCGACUUCAAAAAGGAUAAAAUAAAAUAUUAUCUUGCAUCCUAAUGCAACCAACUGCAAAUAAUAUACAACAUGCAAUAUACCAACUGAUAUGUUUGAUUAGAAGUGGUGUCGGUCGGUGGCGGUCAGUACGGAAUAUUUGAUUAUAUCCUUUUUGAAGUCGGUUUCCUUUUAUUGUAAAAAGUUUUCAUUAAGCCAUAAUGUGCAUACAUGUUUCCCAUGAUCGGUCGGUAGAUAGAUCGCUUACAGUACGCACGUCUCCUAUUUUACGUCAGGGCUGUCCAAUCUGUCCACGCAGGGGUCGCUUUAAUUAAAUCAACAUGUUUUUGUGCGCGCGGUGUGACAACAGUACCUCGGACGGACCAACCUGUGCCUUGUGCAAGCGUCAAUUUGACUUUCCGUGUUCCGGUAUCUCAGAGACCUAUUUCAGGAAACUCGGUGCGCGGAGGGGUUCUUGGCGCUGCUCUGAUUGUGUGAAUAAUCCAUCCUCCAGUAACAAUGACCCGCAACUGGUGGCACAGCUCGACGAAAUGAAAGAUACAUUAAAUACCAUCAAACGGCAACUGGAGCCCCUUGCCUCUCUUGUCGAGGACGUGAAGACCAUCAAGGCUGACAUUUCACACUUAAAGGAUUCUGUGGAGUUAGCACACAGUUCAGUUGGUAAAGUCUCAAACUCCCUUGAACGCCUUGACGAUAGGGUAAAAACCUUGGAACAUGAAAUUAACAACUUAAAAAAAAUGCAAGAUGAGGUCUCAAAGAUGAAUGAAGACAUGCAGGAGAAAGAGCAGUGGGCCCGUGCAAAUAAUGUAGAAAUAAAAGGCAUACCGAUGAAGAGCUCCGAAAAUCUCUACGAGCUUGUGUCUCAGGUUUCUCAAGUGAUAGGAUGUCAAGUUCGACGAGAAGAUAUUAAUUACAUUGCUCGCGUCCCAAAUCUUCACGAGAAGACAGUUAAAAAUAUUAUUAUGGCUGUGGGAUGCGUAGUAACGCAGUACUUCACCACUUUAUUCACUUACUUGAAAUACAUAAAACAUUCGGCUUACGCCCACAUGGCAUUUAAUAAUCGAUUCACUAAAGAAAACUACAUAGCUGCAUCUCGUAGGCAUGGCAGUCUCUCCCUUAAAGAUAUAGGAUACCAUGGAGAUGGGAAGAUAUACGUGAAUGACCAUCUCACUCUUCACAAUAAAGCGCUGCUGAGGGAGGCAAAAAUACUAGCAAAAGAAAAAAACUGCAAGUAUAUCUGGACCAGACACUGCAAAAUUCUAGCUCGAAAAACGGACACUUCACCAAUCUUUCGUAUAAAAGUGAAGCAAGACCUUCUGAAAAUAUAAAUUACUCUAAUGUUCACUCGAUACUAUUAUUAAUACUUAGUGGCACUCAUUUUUUUGUUUACUGUUUUAUGUGUAUUCACUUAGCGGCCCUGCGGUUGGGGAGCACUAGCUGUAACGGGUAUGUCUUUGUGUGCAUUAUCGCUUGAAUUCCUUAUCGCUCGCCGGUUCAUUCAGUCUCGGUCCAACCCUUUUGUUGGAUGUAUUGUUGUGAACCCUAUUGAAAUGACCUUAGAGCUCAUUAUAUUUAUAUUGCUGUGUAAUUUGGGAGCUAAAUCGCUUGCAGUAAAUCAUAAUUGUAUUUACAAUUCGUUCUCAGUACCGGGCUUAAAUAUUUUUAAAACUUAUUUAAAGUGUACCCUACUUAUACUCCCGAAAGAAGCAAAUCAGUUGAAAUAUAUUAUUUAUAACGCGUAUUGUACUUGUAUUAUGAAGUGUAUAUUUGUUAUUAAUUUGCGCAUGCAUUUAGCGAUAGUUAAUUCUGUACGACAUAACAUCUAUUUUACUUAUAGUCUUCAUUUUCCGGUCAUAAUUUAAACAUAUACUACCAGAAUACUAGAGGAUUGCGCACUAAAACUAACUCAUUUAAAAGAAAUAUUCAAUUGAACACUUAUGACGUCAUAUCAUUAACGGAGACAUGGCUAUUCGACGGGAUUAGUAAUAGUGAAUUGUUCGAUGAUCGAUACCUUGUAUGGCGAGUAGAUAGGGACUACAGUCGCACUAACCAACGGUACGGAGGCGGAGUUCUGUUGGCGGUUCGGAAAGAGUUCACCACUCACGGGCGACCUGAGUGGCACUCCUCGGCGGAAGAUGUCUGGGUCACAAUACUAACAGGUUCGCGUAACAAUCGUUUGAAUAUUAAUAUAUGUACAUUGUACUUAUGCUCAGAAAACAAUGGUAACUCUUUUAAUACCCAAUUGCACAAUUUUACAAACAAACUAAAUGACAUAAUGAUAUCUGCUCCAAAUGAUAUAUUUGUCAUAUUAGGAGAUUUCAAUUUACCUAAUAUAGAUUGGCAUUUACUCCCCGAUGGCCUUAUCGAACCACGUGGGCUGGCCGGAGAAACUCAAGUAUUUUUCUUUGAUACCCUUAAUCAACACAAUUUGGACCAGUUCAACUCAGUACAUAAUGUUAAUAACAGAAUCUUAGACUUUACGUUCUCGAACGAACCGCUUCUAAUAGAUCCCUGUCUCUGUCCCCUUGCUGAACCUGAGGACGCUCACCACAAGUCUUUGACAUUACAACUGUGCUUAAUUACCUCGACACCCCUUGCGUCUAAUACAAGACAAGUAUAUAAUUACAAAAUAGGCAAUUACGAAAAGAUACGCGCCGAGCUAAAUAUUUUAAACUGGGAUACAAUUCUUAAUGAUGGGUCUUUGGAUGACGCCUUAUCGGUUUUUAAUUCAACUAUUUACAAUUUAAGAGAUAAAUUUAUACCUCAUAAAAUUGUUUUCCCAAAUAAGUAUCCUCAGUGGUUUAGUCCGGCUUUAAAAAAAGUGUUGAAAGAAAAACAUAAGUACUUUCAGAAAUAUAAAAAGUAUGGCUGCCUUUCUGAUUUACAAACUUUUUCAUUACUUAGACGGAGAGCUAAAAUGUUAGAGGAGACUUGUUACAAAAACUAUAUCAGCAGAGUCGAAAACGCGGUUGUAGAUAACCCAAAAUAUUUUUGGUCAUACACUAAAUCGCUCAGUAAAGGAUCUCAGAGUCUCCCAGCUGUUAUGAAAUAUGAUUCUACUCAAGCCGAUACUGGUGAAUCUGUUUGCAAUUUAUUUGCCGAUUAUUUCAAAACUACCUUUCUCUGCAGUAGCUCAAGUGGCGUUCAACCUAUGAUUGAACCUACCGCUACUAGCACUAGCAUAUGCGACAUUGAAAUUAACUCUAACGAAGUCCUUAAACUGUUAAAGUCUGUUGAUCUUAACAAAGGGGCAGGUCCCGACUUUAUACCGCCUAUCUUAAUUUCAAAUUGUGCUGAAAGUCUCGUUAAUCCCCUCUGUGUUAUUUUCCGUCGAUCCCUGGCUGAAGGCACUGUCCCUAGAAUCUGGAAAUCUGCC
Molecule: messenger RNA, 5386 nt
Organism: Cydia pomonella (codling moth)
Lineage: Eukaryota; Metazoa; Arthropoda; Insecta; Lepidoptera; Tortricidae
Exons: 3
Coding region: 2331-3338 (335 amino acids)
Source: RefSeq, a predicted model, not a curated record